GCCACUCUCGCACUUACACACAAGCUACAGUGGCAGAUUAGAAACAGGGCUCACAGGUGCAGUUUGAUCUGAAGAUGAUCUAUGAAUAUUCUUAAAAGGUUUCCCCGAUGAAACUAGUACGGCAGCAUCACACACGUCAGGAAAACGGAAGCCUGGCAACUCCACAUCAGCCGCUGCCUCCUUUUCCUCCUGGCGGCGGGCAGCCCAUGUUUUCUUCAGCUGAAGGACCACCCCGCUCUUACGCUCCAAUCACCUUCUAGCAUUGAAGAGACGUUCUCGUCUGGUUGACUGUGUUGCUUCACUCUGCGGAGGCAGCAGUUACUCAAGAUGUGGCUUUAUAAGGGACCAGACCGGAGCAGUGAUUGGCAGGGGUGGCUGUGAACUUCAGGGCACCUGCCAGACGGGCAGAGGAAAGCAGACGAGGUGGUCUCAGAAGAAAGGGCCAUGCUUCGCUUGCAGACACUUCCGUUUCUGUUGUUACUCCACACGCAGCUUGCCAAGGCCCUUCCAGUACCACCUGAAGUCCUGGAAGAGAAAAAUGCAAAGAUUGUUGAGAAUUACCUACAAAAAUUCUACCACUUACCAAGCAACCAGUAUCGGUCUGCAUGGAGUAACAGUGCAAUGGUUGCGGAGAAGCUUAAGGAAAUGCAGCGCUUCUUUGGCUUGACCGAGACGGGGGAGGCAGAUGCAGCUACUCUGGAAAUGAUGGGCAAGCCUCGCUGUGGAGUGCCUGACUCUGGGGAUUUCUCGAUAACCCCAGGAAACCCGAAGUGGGCACACACUAACCUGACCUACAGGAUUAUAAACCAAACCCCACAGUUGUCAGAGGCCGCAGUGAAAACAGCAAUUGAGAGAGCCUUUCAGUUGUGGAGUGUGGCAUCUCCCCUGACCUUCACCGAGAUCUCAAAGGGAGAAGCAGACAUUGACAUUGCUUUUGUCGCAAGAGACCAUGGUGACUAUUCUUCAUUUGAUGGACCCAAUGGGAUCCUCGCCCAUGCCUUUCAGCCAGGUCAGGAUCUUGGAGGAGAUGCUCAUUUUGACUCAGAAGAAACAUGGACUCAGGACUCCAGAAAUUACAACCUGUUUCUCGUGGCUGCACAUGAAUUUGGCCAUUCCCUAGGACUCGCUCACUCCACUGAUCCUGGUGCCUUGAUGUACCCAAACUAUGCCUACAGUGAACCCAGCACCUACUCUCUGCCUCAGGAUGAUAUCAAUGGCAUUCAGACUCUCUACGGACUUUCCAACAGCCCUAUCCAACCUACCGGGCCGAGCACCCCCACCGCCUGUGAUCCCCGCCUGAGAUUUGACGCUGUCACCACCCUCCGUGGGGAGAUUUACUUCUUCAAAGACAAGUUCUUCUGGAGGCGGCAUCCUCGGUUGCGAGAAGUCGACCUCAAUUUCAUCUCUCUGUUCUGGCCGUUCCUGCCCAGUGGCAUUCAGGCUGCUUAUGAGGAUUUUGACAGAGACCUGGUUUUCCUAUUUAAAGGCAGACAGUACUGGGCCAUAAGAGGCUAUGACAUCCAGCGAGGUUACCCCAGGGAUAUAUCCAACUAUGGGCUUCCAAGCAGCAUCCGAGCCAUUGAUGCAGCUGUUUCCCAUGAAGGGAAGACAUACUUCUUCAUAAACAACCAAUGCUGGAGGUAUGACAACAGAAGAGGAGCCAUGGACCCAGGCUAUCCCAGAAGCAUAGCAAGUGCUUUCCCAGGAAUAAACUGUAGAGUUGAUGCAGUUUUCCUGCAGGAUUCCUUCUUCCUCUUCUUUAGUGGACCAAAAUAUUUUGCAUUUAAUCUUGUCACUCAAAGAGUCACUAGACAUGCAAGAAGUAAUUUAUGGCUUAACUGUUCCCAGCGUUGAAGCAAAGUCAAAUGUCCUUGCUGCUAAUCUAUAAAUACAA
This is a messenger RNA of Chionomys nivalis (European snow vole), 1894 nucleotides long. It is a transcript of the gene Mmp8, whose product is annotated as matrix metallopeptidase 8. Gene Ontology annotation, biological process: extracellular matrix organization; collagen catabolic process; proteolysis. Gene Ontology annotation, cellular component: extracellular matrix. Bases 445 to 1854 code for a protein of 469 amino acids. The transcript is spliced from 10 exons. Lineage: Eukaryota; Metazoa; Chordata; Mammalia; Rodentia; Cricetidae. Gene Ontology annotation, molecular function: metalloendopeptidase activity; zinc ion binding. The record is from RefSeq and is a predicted model, not a curated record.